ACUAGUUUGUGUGCGAAGUGUCCAUAUCAACAUUGGCUACAGAGUUGUGUUCCCUGGUGGAAAUCUUUCGUGUAACCGACAAUGUCGUUGGUCACUCAGAAUGGCCUACGAUGUAUUAAACGUCUAAUUCCACAAGUCAUCUCAAGGGGUCACAGCACAUUAGACAAGCCAGGAUCACUAGUGGCAUCGCAGAAGAAAAUGGGAGACUCAUCUGAGGACAAACAGAUUAUGGUCCCAGAACAUGCUGAUAUUUCCUGUUUGACUGGGGUUCCUGAUGAACACUUAAAGACUCGGCGAGUAAGGAUCUUUGUGCCGACCAAGAAUGCGAUGCAGUCUGGGGUGUUUGGGACAAGACGGUGGAAGAUUGAGUUUGACACUCGAGAAAGAUGGGAAAAUCCCCUGAUGGGAUGGACAUCAAGUGGAGAUCCUCUGUCAAAUACAGCAGUGGAGUUCAGGUCUCCAGAGGAAGCUAUAGACUUUUGUGAGAAGAAUGGAUGGGAGUACCAUGUUGAGGAGAGAAAGGAGCCAAAAUUCCGACCCAAAUCCUACGGAGCCAACUUCAGCUGGAACAAAAGAACACGAACGUCCACAAAAUAGAACUAAAAGGGAACCUGUUUGGACAGUAGUAGCUUGAAAUUGAACUUGUAAAUAAUAUUUUAUGAUAUGAAUAAAAGUUUCAAAAAUGUA
Ostrea edulis (European flat oyster) is the source of this 687-nucleotide messenger RNA. Its product is annotated as NADH dehydrogenase [ubiquinone] iron-sulfur protein 4, mitochondrial-like. The record is from RefSeq and is a predicted model, not a curated record. Gene Ontology annotation, biological process: electron transport chain. The transcript is spliced from 5 exons. Lineage: Eukaryota; Metazoa; Mollusca; Bivalvia; Ostreida; Ostreidae. Bases 82 to 597 code for a protein of 171 amino acids.